This is a messenger RNA of Saccostrea cuccullata (small rock oyster), 1866 nucleotides long. RefSeq lists its product as uncharacterized. The coding region runs from base 425 to 1282 and encodes 285 amino acids. Lineage: Eukaryota; Metazoa; Mollusca; Bivalvia; Ostreida; Ostreidae. The transcript is spliced from 7 exons. The record is from RefSeq and is a predicted model, not a curated record.
GAGGAAUCAAGAAACACAACAUCAUCAAAAGCAUGACGUAUUUGUAUUGCACCAAUACAGAAAUACAUAGAUAUAUGUUCAAUCUGAAAGUAUAAAUUCAAGGCUAUAAGCAUCAAUAAUUCAUUUGAGAGUUUCACUGCGAGGCUUAUUGGUAGAGGAACAGGAAAUUGUUCUAAUAGACACCCUCAUUCUUUACCACGUGUUCAAAGUAUCAAGAUUGAAAUGGAUUUCACCUAUAUAAAAUAGAAUGAGUUGUUCAUGGAAUACUGCAAAUGUAACAGUUGCUCAAACGCACGUUUGCUAUCAUUGAUAUACAUGUUUCCCGCCAAUUUAUCGAUACAUUCACAAGCGCUCUCAAUACAUUUACGAGCUCUCACAAAUACAAAGUGUUUUCACGCUACCAACAAAAGACUCAGAUAUCACAAUGACCCUGGCCGGGGUGACAGUCUUUCCCUGGGCGGAACACGUGGUUGCUGCUAGGAAUUCUGGGACGGGUGUCGGGCAGACGAUUUUGUCCAGUGCAGGGAUUGACAUGGAGCAGGUGCUUUAUCUCUCCCCGGAGACGGAAGAGCUGAAACACAUUCUGGACACACAUCGAACGGGAUACAUACUGCGUGUUCAGACGAUUGAGGACUUGAAUGACUUGGCCGUGUUAAUAUAUGGGAAACCUCUGCUGAUGAGAAUCAACCUUGUCCACACUGAAGUCUCCAGCAAGUACAGUGCCGACAAAAUCUCAAUCUGGGAAGGUGAUUUCGCUUGUGUGUUAAACACAGGUCAUCGACAAGUGCGAUCUCAACUCGAAUGGGCACUAAAACAAGCUGAGAGUCACCUAAAUAAAGGAAAUAGAUUUUGUAUAGAGAUAGAGCUAGGGGACGUCGUAGAGGGCUGGUAUCUGCAGAGCCUCGAUUUGUUUUCCGGAUGUGACGACUUCCACUCAACAAAGACGAGGAACUCCAGACUGAUCCUGACCAAUCAUACGCCUUAUAACCACUGCUUUGACUGUCGACCAAAAUGGUGGCUCUGCUUCGGUCCCUGCUGGCUCGUAACAGCCCCCGCGUAUUACGUAUACAGACGACUGACCUGUACUGAUUUAAAACUGAAAAUAAAGGCGCCGGUGACGUCACUACCAGGGGCAAGACGGAAAAGCAUGACUUCUGACUCAUCGCAAAGCUGUAUGGUAGUCAAUUACAAAAAAGAGGGGACUGUCUCCAGCAAGCUUGUACAGAACUUUUCUCAGAUGUCCGAACUCAGUAUGUAUGGUUCUGUGGCGGAACAGAGCUGAGAACUCUGCUCCAAUAUAACGGAUGUUUUCAUGGAAAUCAAAGCACUGGAAUAUUUGGUAUGGAACGUCGGCAAACCAACUGUGAUUUUUGAAUACUAAUGCGAUGAAAAUGACAUCAUUUGCCUUGAUAAGGGCUUUCGGCAAUUAUUAGUUAUCUUCAAUGCUGAUGGCUUGUAGCAAUUGAAGUAGAAUUUGGCCUAUGGGGGAGAAGUAAAUCAGGGAUCCCCUAAUCCCCACGACACAACAGCAAUUAAUCGAUGUAAAUGGCCAAAGGAAACGGGGAGAAUCGAUGCUGAUUUACAUUCAGGUGGAAGGUGAAGACUUUUUUCGGCUUUUUGCUGUUUUUGAUAAUUAUCAUAGUAACGUUUUUACGUCUGAAGUUUUUGGGGUAUGUUUUUACGAAUAGGCUAUUCAGCUGUAUAAUUAUAACAAUUUUAUUCUCUUGCAUAUAUUUCUUCACAGCCAUUGUGGUACAUUUUUUGUAUUUUCAAUGUAUAUUUGAUAAACUCAAGAACGUUAUGAUUACAUGUUCACCUCUCAGAAAAAGGUAUUGUUUUUGAAUUAAACUCAUUAUAUAAAUUGUA